AUGAGUAAAUACUCAGACUCUCCCGAGUGGGACGAUGUCGUUCCAGUCGCCCAAAAUGAUGGAGGCCCCAACCCAUUAGCUGCCAUUGCCUAUACGGAGGAAUAUAGUGAAGCGACGUCUUACCUGAGAGCUGUCAUGGCCCAAGACGAAAAAGCAGAUACCCUCUUUGUACUGAAGAAAGACCUCUUGCAAGAAUUGGAAUGGCUGAACAAGAUCUCCCUCAAACAUCUGAAGAAUUAUCAAAUAUGGCAUCAUCGCCAGACAAUUAUGAGCCGUAUUCCAUCUCUGCCAUCCAAUGAGCUCUCUUUCCUUGCUCGUAUGUUCUCCAAAGAUGCCAAAAACUACCAUGUAUGGUCUUACCGGUCAUGGCUUGUUCGUCACUUCUCGCUGUGGGAAACGGAGCUUCCGUACAUUGAAACACUUCUCAAAGAAGAUGUUCGGAACAACAGCGCUUGGAAUCACCGCUGGUUCAUUGUUUUCGGGAGACACAUGGAUCCGGCAAAGGACAGCAUUAAGGAUGGAGGAGUCAUUUUCGAGAUUGAUCCCGAGAUCAUCAAUAGGGAAAUUGAGUAUGCAAAGGAGAAGAUAGGUCUAGCCCCGCAAAAUCAAUCGCCAUGGAACUAUCUUAGGGGCAUUCUGAAGAAGAGAUCAAAAAGCUUGACGGAGAUCAGAGACUUUGCCGAACAGUACGCCAAUCUCGAAAAGGAAGAUGAGAUUAGGAGUAGUCACGCGCUCGAUCUCUUAGCUGACAUCUUUACGGAGGAAAACCAAGUGGAAAGGUCUGGCAAGGCUCUAGAACUGCUAGCAAACAGGUUUGAUCCGAUAAGGAAGAACUAUUGGAACUAUCGCAGGACUCUACUUGGGCUGACGGAAGUGAGCGCAUGA
This is a messenger RNA of Bacidia gigantensis, 885 nucleotides long. RefSeq lists its product as uncharacterized. Gene Ontology annotation, biological process: protein farnesylation; protein geranylgeranylation. The record is from RefSeq and is a predicted model, not a curated record. Gene Ontology annotation, cellular component: cytoplasm; CAAX-protein geranylgeranyltransferase complex; protein farnesyltransferase complex. Gene Ontology annotation, molecular function: CAAX-protein geranylgeranyltransferase activity; protein farnesyltransferase activity. The transcript is spliced from 3 exons. NCBI's taxonomy places the organism in Eukaryota, Fungi, Ascomycota, Lecanoromycetes, Lecanorales, Ramalinaceae. Bases 1 to 885 code for a protein of 294 amino acids.